This is a messenger RNA of Aspergillus ibericus CBS 121593, 774 nucleotides long. RefSeq lists its product as uncharacterized. The record is from RefSeq and is a predicted model, not a curated record. The transcript is spliced from 2 exons. Bases 40 to 594 code for a protein of 184 amino acids. Lineage: Eukaryota; Fungi; Ascomycota; Eurotiomycetes; Eurotiales; Aspergillaceae.
CUCAACUACUCUACUUAUAACCUAAGCAUCACCACCACCAUGUCUUCUAACGACUCCACCAACAACACCACCUCCACCAACACCUCCACCCUCAAAUCCUACCUCGACCAAGCCACAGGCGUCGCUCAACGCGCUGUUGGCUCUCUCACCGGUGACUCCUCCAUUCAGGCCCUCGGCGAAGACACCCAGUCCCACGGCAAAGCCGAGCACGAAGCCAGCCACAGCACCACCAAGGUCGGAUCCGUGGCGGCCGACCCAUCGACGGGCACCACGGCGAGCGACCACCCGCAGCGCAACAACGGCAGCUGGGACCAAACCGUCGGAUCGGCGAAGGAGUCUCUGGGCAAUUUGAUCGGAAACGAAGGACUGCGCAAGGCCGGCCAGGACCAGAACGCAGCGGGCAAGCAGGCCGAGGCGGAGGGCCAGGUCAAGGACUGGGGUGAGGGUGUGAAGGGACGUGUCGCGGGUAACGUGGGCAAGGUGGCGGCUGCGGCGACGGGCGAUGAGGAGGAGGAGAAGAGAUGGAAGGAUGUGCAUGAUGAGGGAAAGGUGCGGCAGAGGGGUGUGGAGGCCGAUGUGGAUAAGCGGUAUUAAAGUUGGGAUGGGGAGUGUACGAUAUGAUCUGAUGGAUUCCGUUGGGAUGAUGAGUUAUGACUUCAUAUGAAUGCUUUUAAGCUUAUUUGAACUUGGUCUUGCUUGCUGGGGGAUGUAGCUUGGAUAAGGUUGAGGCUUGAAGUCUACUAGGGUACUAUGUAAAUUCGUACUAUGUAGAGG